This is a messenger RNA of Stegodyphus dumicola, 6440 nucleotides long. RefSeq lists its product as uncharacterized. The record is from RefSeq and is a predicted model, not a curated record. NCBI's taxonomy places the organism in Eukaryota, Metazoa, Arthropoda, Arachnida, Araneae, Eresidae. Gene Ontology annotation, cellular component: extracellular region. Gene Ontology annotation, molecular function: chitin binding.
UUGGCCUAAAACUCAUUUACCGAGUUUUGCUGCCUUGCGCGCUCAAGAGCAACUUUUCCCCGACGCACCUUUCUCCGGAAUAUUAUUCCUUUUCAGGAGCUUGACUUUUUCUCUUUUGACUGGGCGCACUCAUAAUUGGUCCUACGCAGAUUAAACUCCGCUAUGAGGAUACAAUAGGACGUAACGUCAGAUUUCAAGAAUGAAAUUACAUCAAUAGCAUGCCCUAGGAGGAGUACAAGCGUACAGCAAUGGUUGUCUUCAGGGUUUCAGCCCUAUUUAUCUUCACUUCAUUUGCCAUCGCUCUUCUGCUGGACAGGGGAGUCAAUGGCGUUGGAAAUAAUUUUCAGUUUGCUACGUCGAGUCCAUGGUAUCCAUCAGGGCCACUUGUUGCCAAGUCUUCAAAUGAAGAAUCCGACGCUUUAAGAAAAGUAUUGCCUCUAGUAACUUUUGACUGCCGAGGUAAAACUGGAUAUUUUACAGAUUCUAAAUUUAACUGCGAAGUCUUCCACUACUGCAAGCCUGAUGGAAUCCGAAAUACUUUCCACUGUCCUUCAAAUUCCUUAUUUAACCAGUUGUCGUUGGUAUGCGAAGAAAAAACACCUCUCAACACUAAACUGUGUAAAGAGGGUUCAGUUCCUUCAAAAAGCAACAAGCCAACAGAUUCGAAAAAAACUACGGUGUUCAACUCUAAAUAUCAAACGAAACAUCAAACUGAAAACGGACAAAAGCAAAAUACUUCCAAGUCCAUAAUAAUUAAAAAUCCCUUUAGGGACCCAUCAAAUCUCAUGAUGACUCUUGAAGAUCUGUUAAGCUACAUGAAUAGGGCCCAUGAAAGCGAUAACAAAGAGCCAACUUUCAUCUCAACUUUCCAUACACCUGGAAAGGGAUCUAAGCCCACUAAAGCUCUAGUCACUACAAAAAAAGCGCCAGUUACUACAGUUAAGCCUCUGCGGGACACAGAAUUAACUCAGCUGACUACGACAGAUGAUUCAUGGUCCAUUAGAGAGAAUAAUAAUGCAAAUAAAUCCAAGACGACUUCGUCUAAUAGUGAAAAGAAUACUACGCCGACAACUCCAAAGCAAGAGCAUCCAGAUUACAGCGAGGAACUUGAAGAAGUUUCUGCCGAAUACGAUGCGAUUGAAGGGAAGAAAUACAGGAAACAUAAAAGAGUAGGAAGAGUGUUAGAUGUACCAAAUGUACCACUGACAGCCAUAAAGCGUCAUAUACAUUCGCACGUAUCUGUAAGAUCGCCGACAGAAACGCCACUCUCUGAAGAUAUCACAGAUUUAGAAUUAACCCAGUCUGGUUUAAAAAGCAAUUCAUCCAGUUCUCUCAGCCUCUUUUCCACUGAUAGAACCAGAGCAAAAGACUUUCGUAAGAGAAGACGAUUUCAGAACCGUCGCAGAAAAGUGUUAACAACAACAGCAUCGAGUAACUCCACGGAUUAUCCAAUUCUAAAUGAUGGCACGACAACAGUUAGCACAGAUACAGCAAGGCAUGACUUGGAUAACAGAAAAAUCGCUUACAGACGACGAAAAACUAAUCGAACACGUAUCAAUCACUACAAAGAAGAGGAUUUUAAUGGAUGGUACGGUGUUAGUAAACCAGAAAAGAUUGAACCUUAUACUUUACCUCCCUUACCUUUUCCUGAAGAUGAGCAUAUGGAAAUUACGACUGAAACCACGCAGAAAAAGGAAAAAUUGUCCCAAGGUAGCAAAAAGAAGGCAGAAGAUGUAUGGCAUAAAACAACAGAUGCUCCAGUAGACGAUAAGUUGAAAUUUGGAGAUAAAUUAGCCGAGCUUCAUCAACACCAUCAUUACCAACCAAAUGGGAAUACUAAGACAAGCCCAGCUGGCCCGGUUGACUUUUAUGGUGAGAAAGGUGCACCCGAUGCUUCCGAAGAGCUUUUGACAGAAGAAUAUCACGAAAAAAUCAUGGUGCAGCCACCACCUCAACAUGAAAAAUUCUCGCAAACAACCAGAAAAUCGAAGUUUCGGAAUUCCAAAAAAUUUAAAGAUGAAUCAGAUUUACACAUUCUGAAUUCUUCUGAAAGCGAAAAACAACCAACAAUAGAACCCCAGCAUUUGUUUCCACCACCACGAGCAGAACCAAGGGAGCAACAAUCUAUCCAUCACCAUCAAAUGUUAAAUUCGCAUGAAGACGAUAAAGAAACAACUGCGCUGGAAGAAAUUAAAACCACAACUGAAAAUCCUUUCAGAGUUUCACGUCCAUAUUUGGGAAAAUAUCAAACAGAUGUUCGAGAAUUAGCUGAGAUCGAAGAACAAAGAUGGAAAGCAGAAAGUACAUCAAACGGAAAAAUAGCCGUAGGUUCUACUUUUUUGUCACAGACUACACCAGAAACAACCGUUAAACCUCGAUUGCAAGUUCCUCCAACAACAGAAUCGCCAGUGACAAACAGCGUUUACAGAGAGAAAGAGACGUCUAAGCAUACUUUAGCUCAUCAACAUUUAUCAAAAUUGAUGAAUGACUUUUUUGCAAUGUCUGCUCCGCAUUCUCCAAGCAUGAUGCAAAUGACUUCAAAGAAGAACAAAGAUGAACUGUUCAUUCCUGAUUAUAGAAUUCCAGAGGAGGAUAUUUAUGAAGGAUCGGAGUCCGUUGCUGAAGAAGUUGAAGAACUACCGUCUGAACUAUUGGAAGUGGUUGAUUUCAUAACAAGACAGGAUGAAGAUGAAAAGAAAGACUUAAAAGCGCACACAAGUCAUGAAAUUAUUAAAAUAAAUGGACCAAUCACAGAUGAACACUUGGAAAAGAUAUUUUCAGAUGAUAAAUCAAUAGAGAUUGAAAGACGGAAAGUAAAAUCUCGUAAAAAUUCGAUACCAAAAAUUGUAGUCGUACCGCCGGAGGAUAAAGACGAUGUGAAAGAUAUAGCCGAAGUCGCGCAGUUCACUUCUUUAAGACUUGAGCCACUGUUAAAACAAAUGAUGGCAGAACAUAAAUCGAUGUCUGUUCUUCCGCUGAAGCAAGAUUCAACUCGAAACAGACAGCCAGCAGUAUUAACUGCUAAGAAAGUUCCAGUUCGUGUAAUUUAUAGGGAUCAGUUAAGCGAAUCUAGACCACAAGCUACAUUAACGCGUAAACCAAAUGUAAAAUUGGUUCGUUCUCGCUUACCAACGCCAAAUUAUCAGAUAAUUCAUAAUGGGAGAAUAAGACAUCAACAGCAAAUUUAUUCCCCGAAUUCUAAGCCUCAAUCUGCAAUAGUUUUGCAUCCUCCUUCUAUACAUCCUCCACAUCCACCGCCCAUACCAAGGAAGCAUUUUCCCUUUAGAAUCGGCUUUCCUUUCACAACAGGAAUUAGACCUUUCUUACAUAACACAAGGAACAUUCCUCGAAGAAAAAAGAGAUCUAUAACAAGCAGACUUCGCAGACAAAUACGGCAAAAUCAAAACUUCCUUCCAUUUUCUAGUCCAAUAUUUCCAACAUUCAACCCGAAAUUUGCGCCUACCUUUUCUCCUUUCAAAAAUAUUUUCAACCAAAAUCCAAUUCACAGCUCUGGUUCUAACCUUUCUCCAUUUACAUUUCCGGGAUUUGCUCUUCGAAGGCCAUCGAUUGCAAGACCACAAAUUUUUAAGCAGUCUCAUUCUCGCCCACCACCCGUCCGUCAUGUAACACAAGGUGGACAGCAAACUGUUAUUGUGGAAGAAGUGCCAGUACCUGUACAUGUAGAAAUGCCAGCUCCUAAUACGUUUCGUCCAGCUCAUUCUGGAUCACAUCAAUCAAACCUUGUUCACAGGUUACCCAAUCAAUUCAGAACUCCAUCGCCUCCAGCCGUUCAAACCCCACCUCUGUUGCAAGGACCUCAAAGCAGAUAUCCCAUACGUAAUAACUACCGCCCCUUUGGAAUGCCAUCCAAUAUCGGUCCCCCCGCAAUAAACUUCCGACCUUCAUUACCCUUUUCAGCACAACUUCCUCCAACCAUAACAAGUCAAGGUCAAGUUUAUGCUCUUGGUGUUACAACAAAACCUUUUAUGCCAGCUAAACCUCCUCCUGUAAGGCCAAUGGUUCCUGGAAAAAUUCCACCCGGGCCUUUCCAACCAUUCGAUGUACAUGCCAAUGCAUAUCCUAAUUUUCCAUACUUCCAAGGAGCAUUUACAACCCCAAUAUCACACGAACCAGUUGUUGGUCGCUUAAUGUACAGUGGAUAUAAACCGCCAAAAUCUACUGUAGGAACUAAACGUCCGAAAUCAAAUUCGCGACCAGAUAAAGAGCAAAAAGAAGCACCCUCAAGCAGCAGCAGAUCAAAUCGUUCAAGAGCAAAGCAUGUACAAUCCCAAUUUUCAUCUCAAGGCAGACCUGCUAUAGAAGAACAUUCAAAUUACAAAGCUAUGACCGAUAUACAAGGUAGGUCUAAACAGAAGCCAAACAUAGAAGAUUCUUUCAGAGAUCAGUCAUUAAAACCACCAAGGCAAAAUUUAGCUAGCAUGUCUUCAACUUCAUCUGAAGACAUUAUACCCCGAAAGAGAAGGCCAGGUAGAAGGCGCAGACCAAGGCCAUAUUCAACUUCUACUUCACCUACAGCACAUAUUCGAAACAAUAUUUCACCUACACCUCCUCCACCCGAACAGAUUCCACCUCCACCAGCCGAUUACACAAGCGCACCUUACCACCAUGAAAUUUCAAACGCAUUACCUCCAAUUAAAGAAAACAACAAAGUUCCUGAAACAAGUAGUCUAUACCCUCCUGCGGGAUAUUAUGGUAAGGAUCAGCUAGGCCAGUUCUUUGAUUCUUCUUCCAAACCUCAUAAAAAAGAAUCAAAUCAAAAACCUCAUCAACAAAGAGGAUUCGGAGAGAGCACAUCAAGCGCCGAAUCUGAUGAAUCCGUAGUGAGUUUUUCAAGUGAGGAUGGAGAACCUGCUUUUGGAACUAGACUGAGAUCAAAGUCCCGUAGCAGUCAACCAGGUAAGAAACUUAGACAGCCGGAACAGUCUUCCAGCCAAAACACCGAAGUUAGAACGCGACCCUUAAACAAACCAGACGAAAAAAGAAACACAAAUAAAGCCCCUUCAUAUUCAAAAGCAAGUGAAACUGGCAGAUUUCAAGGCCCAAAUCCAAACAGAAAUGAAGGCACUCUUCCAAGGCGCAGACGGCCACCACCACCUAGACCAAGAAAUCGCCCACCAACAAUACCAUCUUCAAAACCAGAAAUGCACCAUUUUAACGAUAACGGAGGAUUUUAUAGUGUACCCAGGGGACUUCAAAAUUUCGUUCCGCCUUCAGAACGACCUCCACCAACUCUUGGGGGCAGCACCGAUAUGUUUGGUAUUCCGCAUCCCCCCAUAGACCAAAGCAUAUAUUCAUUACGCCCUCAAGGUGCCCCUGUUGAUUUCAAUCCUAAUUUCUUCAGUGUUCCACCACAUGUAGAGCAACAACAAAAAUCCCCUUUGCACAACAUGAAUAUCAAAUCAAUGCCUGAAUCGGCUAGGGAAUUCUUUACGGCAGCUCAGGAAGAAUCAUCUAAAGCUAGAGAUGCUAACUCCUCAGAAAAAAAUGAAAGCGAAGAACGCAGUGUUUCAAAGGAAACAAGUGGUGAUAAUAGCCAACAGCGUGAGUCCCCGCCAAGGAAAUUAAGGAAGCCUAAGAGGAAAAACAGAUAUAAUCCAAGAAAUAACGCACCAAAAGACUACAGAGAUGUGACUACAGGUAAACCUCAAACAGAACAUGCGAAAGCAAAAGAAAAUAAUGCUAUAAGGUACAAAGAAAAAGUAACUACAGCCCCAAGUACUACUUAUGAGCCUCAAGUACCUACAUCACCAAAUUCCCAAAAUGAUAUUAAAGAUCCAUCAGUUCUUUUUAAACAACGGCCUCCCUUAUUACCUAAAACAUUACCAGAAAUCUCCAAAUCCCUUUUGAAUGGAAAGCUUGAUAUACAAAAGCUCAAUGCCAGUAUAUCUACUUCUGUUUCAGUAUCUGGGGGAUUUCCACACUCUAAUAAUGCUAGUUCCGAAGAUAAUUCGAAAAGGGUAUUUUCUUCCCAAAAUGGUGGAUUAGCAGUAGUUAGAAAAGGUCCCAAAAGGAAAAGAGUGAGGACAAGACCUACUACCAUUAGUCCUUUUGGAAAUGAUAAUGAGUCUAGUACAAAUGCAAAAUAUGAAAUAGCAGCAAGUGUUUUAGAUAUCAUUAAAGCGACAACAGAAACAGAGAGGCAAGCAUCAGGCUUCUAUUCCAAUAGUUACCAAACGGGAGAAAAUUCAUCACCAUCCAGGGUAUACAAAUCAUGGUCUGAGAAACCAUCUGCAAAUGAACAAGAAAAGAGCAAUAAAGAAAGCAGAUGAAAUUUCUAGCUACUGUUAAAAUGCAAAAGACAAUAACUGCAAAAGAAUUUAAAAAAAAGAGUCCUAUAUUAAAGAUUUUAACUGAAUACAAUACAAAUGCUUAACACUGGCUGUCACAGACAAUGCCAAAUUCAGUUAAUGCUGGCUAAA